Molecule: messenger RNA, 2718 nt
Organism: Cyphellophora attinorum
Lineage: Eukaryota; Fungi; Ascomycota; Eurotiomycetes; Chaetothyriales; Cyphellophoraceae
Product: putative ADP-ribosylation factor-binding protein C25H2.16c
Exons: 8
Coding region: 1-2718 (905 amino acids)
Biological process (GO): Golgi to vacuole transport; Golgi to endosome transport; protein transport to vacuole involved in ubiquitin-dependent protein catabolic process via the multivesicular body sorting pathway
Cellular component (GO): trans-Golgi network
Molecular function (GO): ubiquitin binding; phosphatidylinositol binding
Source: RefSeq, a predicted model, not a curated record
AUGUCCGCUGGCGGAUCGGAGCGCAAUGAGAGCUUGGCAGUCGAUUCUGCUGAGGUGCCAUUCCCAACGCCAGGAGACGACGAUGGCAACAUCUAUGCUUCUUCAGUCCAGUCCGGUGUUUUCAAUUAUGUAUACGCAAAUGGAAGGCGAUACAACUCCUACCAUUCUGGUGGGUGGGUGGUACCCAACGACCAAAGCGAGCAAGAUCGAAUGGACCUCAUGCAUCAUCACUGGAAAGCCAUGCUCGGCGGAAAGUCGCUGCGAUUCGGCGACCGUGUUGAAAGGAUGGGCCGAGUCCUAGACAUCGGAACAGGCACUGGUCUAUGGGCCAUCGACGUCGCAGAUGAGUUUCCAGAAACAAUGGUGAUUGGGACAGAUCUUUCGCCGAUCCAACCUAGCUGGAUCCCUCCUAAUUGCCAUUUCUUCGUGGACGACGCGGAGUCGAUGCCGUGGGAAUUCGAGCACAAAUUCGACGUGAUCCAUUUCCGCUCGAUGGAAGCAGCCUUUGCAGACUGGCCAGCCAUCUAUCGCCAAACGUUAGACAACCUGGAACCUGGAGGAAUCGUCGAAAACCAGUCUCUGGAGACGUGGAUCUUUUCACUCGAUACUGAAGUUCCGCCAGGAAUUAUGGAGUGGCAAACAUCGCUAAUAGAGGCUGCUAGACGCUUUGGAAGAGACAUGGACAUCUCAUCGCAGCACCGAAGGCUGAUGGUCGAGGCGGGCUUUACUGAAGUCGAAGAGGUGACAUAUAAGAUCCCUCUCGGGCCCUGGGCGAAGGGCGACAAGGGACUCAGUGAGAUCGCGCUCGCAGUGGCUCUGUACGCAAUCGAGAGCUAUUCUCUGGCGCUUUUCACCGGUCAACUGGGCCUGACUGCGACGUCCGCCCGGAUGGCUUCGCGAAGUCAGUUUGAGGGCUUCUCGCCUCCGAAGACUACUCUACAGCGGUUUAUAUUCAAUGCCUGCGAUCCUGUCUCGAACUAUGAGCCAAACCUGGCACUCAACCUCGAGAUUGUGGACAUGAUCAAUGCCAAAAAGGGUAGUGCACCCAGAGAGGCUGCCUCGACCAUCGUUCAGCUCAUAAAUCAUCGCAAUCCGAAUAUCUCCCUAUUAGCGCUAGGACUACUCGACAUCUGCGUCAAGAACUGUGGCUAUCCGUUCCACCUCCAGAUUAGCACCAAAGAAUUCCUGAACGAGCUUGUGCGCCGGUUUCCUGAGCGCCCGCCAAUCCGUGCCAGUCGAGUUCAGAACAAGAUCCUCGAAGCGAUCGAAGAAUGGCGGAGCACAAUAUGCCAGACGUCCAGGUACAAAGAAGAUCUCGGCUUCAUCCGAGACAUGCACAGGUUGCUAUUAUACAAGGGAUACAUGUUUCCUGAAGUCCGGCGAGACGAUGCCGCGGUCUUGAAUCCCAGCGAUAAUCUCCAAUCUGCCGAAGAGAUGGAGAAAGAAGAGCGCGAAGCACAGUCAGCGAAACUGCAGGAACUGAUCCGGAGAGGCACGCCGGGCGACCUGCAGGAAGCCAACAAGUUGAUGAAAGUCAUGGCAGGCUACGAUACCAGGAAUAAGACCGACUACCGCGCCAAGGCUGCCGAAGAAGUCAUGAAGAUCCAGCACAAGGCUAAGAUUCUCGAAGAAAUGCUGCAAAACCACAAACCUGGCGAAACCAUUGGUGACGGAGAUGUCUUCGAGGAACUUGCUUCGGCCUUGGCGAGUGCGCACCCAAAGAUCCAGAAGAUGUGCGAGGAGGAGUCCGACGACGCCGAAGCUGUCGCGAAGCUGCUCGAGAUCAACGAUAGUAUCCAUCGUACCAUCGAGCGAUAUCGACUCAUGAAGGCUGGCAACGUCGUUGCAGCGAAUCAGAUCAAAGCUGGAACACUCGGCACAACUACUGGAGUUGGAAAGAAUGCUGCGAAUGAACUCUCACUUAUCGAUUUCGAUCCGGAGCCUCCAACUCCCUCCGCCGAUCAAACUGCCAAUGGGUCGUUACUGGAUGGCGCAGGGUCGACAAGCGGACCGUCUCGACCAACUACUGUCGAGGAUGAUUUACUUGGCUUGUCGCUGGAUGGCACCCCGGGUGGAAUGAUCUCCCUUGGACCGAGCUCGACCAGCGCAACCACUGAUAUGUUCGGCACUCCACAAUUCACAAAUCCGCCGCAAGCAUCGAUCCCCUCCUUCAGCUCACCUAUGGCAUCGCCUCCACCACAAGCAUCACCAAAGCCACCAAACUACGACGCCUUCGCCACCUUAACAAGUGCAGUUCCAUCCUCGAAGCCAACAACACCACAACCUAACCUCUUCCAGCAGCAGCAGCAGCAGCAGCAAAAAGCCACACCUGUGGACCCCUUCGCGGCGCUCGUCUCCGGGAGUUCCCGUUCCAACACACCGUCAGGGUCAAGGCACGUCUCGCAAGCAUCAAGUGGCCAACAAGCCUCCCUGCUCGACCUCUCCAGACCUUCGGCGCCUGCCGCUGCCCCAGCGGCCUCCACAGCAGCGGACGACGAGUGGACAUUUACAUCAGCCGUCCCCUCGGAACCCGAGACAAGCAACGUCCAGGUCCACAGCUCCGCCAUCGGUAUCAGCUUCCAAUCUCGCCGCCAACAAAAUCAGUCACAGCCGAACACCCCAAUCCACAUCACUGCUCACUUCAGUAACAACUCCCAGCAACCUAUAACAGGCCUCAAAUUCGAAAUGGCAGUCGAAAAAGCUACAGCCUGCAAAUGA